This is a messenger RNA of Stegostoma tigrinum, 2456 nucleotides long. Its product is annotated as fatty acid-binding protein 1, liver-like. Gene Ontology annotation, molecular function: fatty acid binding. The transcript has 4 exons. The record is from RefSeq and is a predicted model, not a curated record. Gene Ontology annotation, cellular component: nucleus; cytosol. Lineage: Eukaryota; Metazoa; Chordata; Chondrichthyes; Orectolobiformes; Stegostomatidae. Bases 210 to 593 code for a protein of 127 amino acids. Gene Ontology annotation, biological process: fatty acid transport.
UGGGUUACCACUGGUAAUCCUGUAUAAACAGAAAAUUACCACGUUAUUUACAGGUUCAAGUAUUCAAUUGUUGGUAGUAUGUGACUAUAUUAAUUUUCAAGGUGUUGCUGGUUGUGUUUUUUUUUUGAAAAUUAGUUUGUAGGCAGCUGUAAGACCUUUCAAUAUUCCCCAGAAUCAAGUCUUCCCUGCAUUGCAGCAAUAGAUUCUAGAUGGCAUUCAGUGGAAAGUACGAAUUGGAGAGUCAAGAAAACUUUGAGCAGCUCAUGAAAGCUCUCGGACUUUCAGAUAAUACAAUUCAGAAAUAUAAAGACCUCGGCAGAGUUAUUGAGCUUACUCAAAAUGGGAAAUCAUUUCAAGCUAUUUACAAUUAUGGCAGCAAAGCAAUUACCAAUGAAUUCACUAUUGGACAAGAAAGUGAGUUUGUAACAUUCACAGGGCAUAGAGUCAAGGCUUUGGCAAAGAUAGAAGGUGAGAAUAAGCUUGUCAUCACAAUGGAUGGACUGACUGCAGCCAUGGAGUUGAGUGGAGACAAAAUAAUUGAAACUCUGACUAAUGGAGAAACUACUGCAAAGAAAAUUUGGAAAAGAAUUUAAAGUGUACAAAACGGAUUUGAACACCACAAAGCCGACGCCGCAUGGUGUCAAAUUUGUAUAAUUGAAAUGAAAGCAAUGGAAUUAGAUUAAUAGCUGUGAAUGAAUUAUUACUAGCAUAUUUCUUUAUAAUGUAAUAUUUUUUCAUCCUCUAUCUAGAUUAAAUUUGGAAUAAACACUUACAGUCAAUCCAUGAAAACCCCUUGCCUCUUGGCUGCGAUUAAGUUGUAGGGAAUCUGGGAUGAAAAAUUGGCAUUUGAAACAAUUCUAACAUGCAUAACAGGAAAGACAUCAAGUUUAUGAAAAAGAUUUCUUUUGUGUGAACUGAAUAAAGACAGGUGGUUUUAUGUAAAGCAUGUAGCCAGCCAGAACUGCAUUUUCAUAUCAUAGUUUCAUUCUCUUGAAAUAGUCAAAUGUUUUCUUGCUAAACUGUUCUUGUUUACUUAUACAUAUAUGCUUAUUUGAUUUUACUGCAUAUGAAUGAUGCAUUUUUAUUGAAUCAUUAAAAUAGAUCAAGUAACCCAUGAAAUGACAGAUCAUUAAUUAUUAGUGGUUCAUUACAGGUUGAAUAAAAACAAAUCUCACAGUUAACCCUUUACUAUUAGUCUAUGGUCAAUCACCUGAUUUGAGUCCCUCUAUUACAAAUUCAGAGACAUUAUUGCAGUUAACACUGACAUCCGUGCCAAACUAAAAUCUUAAAACCUAUUUGGUUGUAGCCCAGCUUCUAUAGAGUUACUCGGAGAUAAAGUGACUGUUAUAGUAUUUAAUUCAUGCUCAGAAAAUAAGGUAUUUAGAAAGUUGACUUUCCCUUUUAAAAAGUCAUAAUGAAAAGUCAAACCGUAUUGGAUACAUAGAGUUACUAAAUAUUCAUAAUUUUUUUUCCAUUUUAAUCAUGACUACUACCAAAAAACAGUCAUCUUCCAGAUUUGUUUACUGUCAAUUGUGUUGAGGAACCUGGACAAUGGUCAAGCCAACUCUGCCACCUGCAGGCCAGAUGUUCAUUGAGAGGACAUCGGAAUUAAAGUUAAUAUAUUAAAUUCUUAUUUUAGUAGACUGUGGAUAAUAUUCAAAUUUUUAUAAUUUGAUUUAUAAAAGAAAUCAUUUUUCACCUGUCAAGCAUUGAAUUGUAGUGGUAUUUUAAAAGUUAAACCAAAUAACACUUUUCUUCAUCAAGUUCUACUCUUGAUGUUUUGCAUUUAACUUAUGCACCAAAACUAAUUUGAACUAUCAAAUGAUUUGAAUCAAUUUGAAGCAGUAUUUUAAAAAAAGCACAAUGAAGUGGAAAUCUUUGAAGUAUCAUAACAUUUGAGUUAAUUCAUGAACAUAAAUUGUAUAUUUUUGUCAUUGGUUUACUAUCUGGAUUGGUAAUUAUUUAAUAUUGCAGUGUGAAAAUAAAAGUAGUUAUAUUUUUCUGUGAUUGCUAUUGCAAACUACCCAGUCAUGCCUUCCCAAUUCCCAAAAUAAAAACUAAAAUAUUCUAUUUGAAUGAAUUUGCAGAUGUUGCGCUGUGUGUCAACACUGUUUAAUCACAAUUACCGUUCAAACAAUCAAAUAAUUAAGUUGGUUGCGCCCUGAAGUGAUAUAAAAUCCCCAAUUAGACUUUGGUUUAUUUCUGGUGUGUGCUAUCUUGAACAGGUGACUUAGGAGGAGAAGUUAGCUUUGCUUACCUUGAUAGCAAAACAAUGAACAACAUUGUGUCAUUUAAACUGAGAUGAUUUCCACAUAAAUAUAAUUAUUAAAGACAUUUGCCCACCAGGAAAGAGGCUUUGACUUGAAUUUGAUUUGUUUAUGCCAAUGACUAUGAUUGUUUAUUCAUAAAUAUUCUUUAUUAAACAAAUAAAGUUAACAAUGGGCAUUACGACUCUG